Messenger RNA from Moneuplotes crassus, 736 nucleotides. Lineage: Eukaryota; Ciliophora; Spirotrichea; Euplotida; Euplotidae. The record is from the annotation of a GenBank genome assembly.
CUAAGGAGGUGUCUCAGAAAAAGUAGACCACUUCAAAAAUGGACUACGAAAACAUAAUGAAAAUAGCAGAAGCCCUAAAUGCCAAGAAAAAGAGCGAAGAGAGGAAACUUAAGUCAAUACUUAAAAAGCCAGGAUCUACUAAGAAGAGAAUGAAAAAGGAAGGCUUUAAAAUGGGAUUGUCAGGAAAUAGUAGGAUUAGAGAGAUCUUAAAGAUAAAAGAUAUUGCUUCAACCUUGCUGUCCACUCAAAAACAUGGAGAUCUAGCUGCUAAGAUCAGCCAACUGAACAAUCUCUCUACAGAAAUGGAAAAACAAUGGCAAAAUACUCAAGAUUUAGGGUUAUCCCCUUCCCAGCCCCUUGAAGAUCGCAAAAUUCUCUACUUCACUCCCUUCAUUAAAGACUUCAAAUCCCAGCCAGAACACCACCUAACCACCAUCUGCCACAAAAAACUCGCUUCACUGAUCCAGUCCCUUCUCCUCCCCUCUCCCACCUCCCACUCCUACACCCUCAAACCCCCUCUCUCCUCCCUCCUCCACACCCCCACCGCCACACGCGACGAGCUCAUCUCCACCCUCACGCACCUCCUCACCACUAAAUCCACCUACAUCCCCGAGUCCAAUAGUUAUGUGGUGGAGGGGGAAUUGAGAGGGGUGUUAGGAGUGGGGUGUGUGAAGCCGAGUGAGAUUUUUGGAUUGGUGGAGAGAUUUUUAGAGUAAUUUUUGAUUUUGGAUUUUUG